Messenger RNA from Saprolegnia parasitica CBS 223.65, 1369 nucleotides. RefSeq lists its product as hypothetical. The transcript is spliced from 9 exons. The record is from RefSeq and is a predicted model, not a curated record. NCBI's taxonomy places the organism in Eukaryota, Oomycota, Saprolegniomycetes, Saprolegniales, Saprolegniaceae. Bases 1 to 1347 code for a protein of 448 amino acids. Gene Ontology annotation, biological process: vacuolar transport.
AUGGCCGAUCUUCCCUUCUUCCGUGCGUGGGCCGAUGACGAGCGCAUGGAGGCGCUCUACAGCUCGAGCGUACUCAACGACCAUAUGCUCACCAAGCUCUGGCUCCCGCCCGGGCUGCGAUAUCACAUUGAUGGCGCGUUUGUCCAGGCGUGGCGGCCAUCGUUGCUUCUGUCGCGGGACGAGCUGCCGCGGCGCUUUGAGCGACAAGGCAUUGAACCAGUUCCCGUGGUCGUCGACCAUCUUCUGACCGCGCUAGUGCAAGCCCACGAGCUCGUGACGCCGUCAGCGCUCCUCGAGCGGUGUCAUGCACAGUCCAAACUCGGGUGGCUCGUCGACGUCGCCAUCAAGCGGCCAAUGCGCUGGGGCUGGACGUCGCUUUGGAGUGCGAUAGCUAAGGAGGACGACGAUUGUCCGUCGCACGACAGCCCGUACCUCUCGCUUCCGACGCUCGCAAGCCUCGCCAUGCAUGUGCACACCUAUGCGCUAUCAACGCACGAGCCAUUGGCACGCGUCUUUUGCUUUGGCAUUGACCACGCCACGUGCGCCAUUAAGGACCAUGCGUUUCACGCGCUUUGCCGGGCGGCAAGUCAACACGACGAGGCGUCUGCUCCGGCGCAAUUCCUGGCCGCCGUCGCCGCCGACGAGCUCGACUACAUCGCGUGGUACCUCGUUUACACCAAGCGCGCUGUCGUGCAGCCUGGGCUCAUCAAGCUCAUCGUUCCGGAGGCAACGGCCGAGGUGAGCGAUGGCGACCGCACGGUGUUGCUGCUACACCAUACCAUUGCUACUGUUGAGAGCUCUCUUGCCUCGCUUCAGACCCGCGUGGCCACCGUCACGCGAAAGGCUCUGGAGGCCAAGCGCCGCGGCAGCGCGUCCGAAGCACUCGCGCUCUGGCGCCACGCCAAGACGCUACAAGCCGACGUGGACCAGCGCCAGAAUGCGCUCUUGAAUCUUCUCUCGACCAAGCACCAGCUCGGCGCCAUGUCGGCGCAGGCCACGAUCCUCGAUGGCUACAAGCUGGCCGCCGAGAGCCUCCGUAGCGUGCGGGCGUCCUUGCAUCUCUCGACGGAGGAGGUGGCCGAGACACUGGCCGACUGGAGCGAUGUCAUGGACGAGCAACGCGACAUGGACGACCUCCUCGCUGCCCACGCAGCCGACUUUACGGUGGACGACGCAGCGCUCGAGAUGGAGCUGCUCAGUCUGGCCCCGCCGAGUCCCAUGGCUGUCGAGAUCCGAGACGAGCCCGUCAAGCAAGGGAAUUCCCUUGCCGUCGAGACGCCGGCAGCCACGCCACCUCCAGCAGCCACGCCGCCUGUGCCAAAACAACUGGAAGGGAUCUCUAAAUGAAACACUUGUAUUCUUCUGUUCA